ACAUACCCCACCGCCCUCUACGUAGCCGUCAAGGAGGGCAAGGAGAGCGUGGUGGAGGAGCUCAUUGAUAAAGGCAAAGCUGACAUCAAUGCGGAAGGCGGUCUGUACAACACACCGCUCGGGGCGGCAAUUAACGCGGGCGAUGACGAGCUCGCAGUGGUGCUGCUUGCGAGGGGUGCUGACCCAAGCAAGAGCGCCGGUCUUUUCUCCAACGCGCUGAGCGCAUCCGUG
Messenger RNA from Canariomyces notabilis, 231 nucleotides. RefSeq lists its product as uncharacterized. Gene Ontology annotation, molecular function: protein binding. Lineage: Eukaryota; Fungi; Ascomycota; Sordariomycetes; Sordariales; Chaetomiaceae. The transcript has a single exon. The record is from RefSeq and is a predicted model, not a curated record. The annotation marks the transcript as partial.